CUGAACCCCACACUAGAACUGUGCAAAAAUCUGCCACGGUUCCACACACACACAAUUCACCCCCCUCUUGUGUUGCUAACAGUUUCAUCAAUUGGUAUCAGAGCCGGUCUUCACCACAUAAAGGGUACAACCUUGGGAAGAGAUCCGGCAGUAUGAAUACGGUUGAACGAUUGGAAGAAGGAUACUCAACUCAACGACCACCGUUGUUCAACGACAAAUUUUACCAAUUCUGGAAGAGUCGAAUGGAGAACUUCAUCAAGGCUGAGAACUACCAGCACUUGGAAAAGAUAUUACUGUGGAAGAUCAAGUGAGAAAAGUUAUGAGAAGCUUGCCCUCCGCAUGGAAGCCUAAAACUACGGCUAUAGAAGAAGCUAAAGAUCUCUCUACAAUGACGCUAGAAGACUUGACCGGUUCACUCAUGACAUAUGAGCUAGGCCUACAAGAAGAACAAGAUGCCGAAAAUGUGAGAAAGGAGCGAGGAAUAGCUCUCAAGGCUCGAGAAGAAGAAGAAGAAGAAUCCGAAAGUGAAUCGGAAGACGAAAUGAGCAUGUUCGGCAAGUAAUUCGGGAAGAUGUACCGGAAAUUCAAAGGCAACCGAAACAAGCAAGGUAAAAAGGGUUUUCAAUCUUUUAAUAACCAAAGUUGUUUUGUUUGUGGUUCCUUUGAGCACAGGGCAAAAGAUUGUCCCCAAAAGAAAAAUGACAGAACCUACGACAAGAACAAGACUAGUUCCCAUCGGAGGUCCAGUGAAGAUAAAGGGUUCAACAGAGACCUCAAGAAGACAAUGAUGGCCACUUGGGGAGACUCAUCCGAUGAUGAUGAGGAAGAAGUUGAAAAGAGUUCCAAUCAUGCAGGGUUGUGUCUUAUGGCUAAUUCCGACGAGAAAUCCGACCAAGAGAGUUUCGAGGUCUGGGUUCCACGCACUAACCCUUAAUCCUGGAACAUCGCCGAGUGAGGGGGAACAACCACUGGUUCCUUGACAGUGGGUGUUCUAAGCACAUGACGGGAGUUAAAUCAUUAUUCCUCUCACUGCGGCCAUUUAGCGGUGGAAGGGUGACAUUUGGAGACAACGGAACGAGGCAUAGACCACAACUUUGCUGCCCCUAGAACUCCUCAACAAAAUGGGGUAGUAGAACGGAAGAAUAGAACUCUUGAGGACAUGACUAGAACAAUGCUGAUUUCCAGUGGUCUAGCCAGAAACUUUUGGGCAGAAGAACUAAACAUGGCAUGUUAUAUAAUUAACCGUGCUAUGAUUCGUCCACUCCUAGGGAAGACACCCUACGAACUACUCAAAGGGAGAAAGCCCA
Messenger RNA from Cuscuta europaea, 1307 nucleotides. The record is from the annotation of a GenBank genome assembly. Lineage: Eukaryota; Viridiplantae; Streptophyta; Magnoliopsida; Solanales; Convolvulaceae.